Messenger RNA from Branchiostoma belcheri (Belcher's lancelet), 1180 nucleotides. RefSeq lists its product as uncharacterized. The coding region runs from base 132 to 1058 and encodes 308 amino acids. Lineage: Eukaryota; Metazoa; Chordata; Leptocardii; Amphioxiformes; Branchiostomatidae. The transcript is spliced from 4 exons. The record is from RefSeq and is a predicted model, not a curated record.
CUCUACACGAGACCGAGCAGAGCUGCUUGCUGUACGCCUCGCGUAGCUAACAGCGGAUUUGCAUUCUUAAGCCUUGUCUAUAUAUAGUGACUGUGGACACGACUUUUAGACCCGACCACUAAAUAGCAGCCAUGGCAAUUACCGUAGAGCGCCAAGUGGCAGUAGCAGUCCUUUUGGUCGUCGUUGAGAGCGUCUUGGCGAGGAAUUUGAUCCCGUCCGUGUUCUACUUUAACGUGAGCGUGAGCGGGGACGGCGAGCGCGUGCUGAGCGUCGUGAAGGACGGCGUCUUCGCCCGGGAGACCUCCGUGGUGCUGCCCGAAGGGACGCCGCGCACCCCUACGGCGGACAUCAGGUUCCGGCAGGUGACGGACGGCCGGGUCUUCACGCAGGCCGUGUACGGCGGGGACGGCGUGGUCCGGGACUGCGACGUGCGGGAGGACCGAGACGCGAUCGACGGCUUCGUCGCCUCCUUCCUUGCCGAGGACACCACGGUGACAGACGACGCCUUACGACGAGGACUCGUCCUGGAGUCGGACUCUCUCCGGGCGGACUACCUGUGGACGGAGUUCUCCCCUCUAGUCGUGGACGGCAGCGAGGGCCUCGUGUCCAACAUCUUAACCCUGGUGGACUUCAAGACGGUGAAGGGAAAGUGUCGGGAGUUCGAGAAGGCCGUGAAGAGAGAGAUGCACCGGCUGAGGGAGAAGAGAGACACCGGCGGCCGGACCAAGCGUGCCGGCAGCUGGCUCAUCUACCCCCGGGGACGAAAUGGUGCGGAGCCGGCGACAUUUCAUCCAAGUUUGAUGACCUGGGAGAGGAGGCGGAGGUGGACAGGUGCUGUCGGGAACACGACCACUGCGAACACCGCAUCCCUGGCUUCUCCACGGCGUACGGCUUCUUCAACGUCCGCUUCCACACGCUGUCACACUGCGACUGCGACGACAGAUUCUACAACUGCCUCCAGUCGACCAGGAACCCCGUGGCUCACAUGGUCGGCAAGAUCUUCUUCAACGCCGGGCAGCCGCCGUGCUUCGACCUCAACGAGGAGCACGGCUGUCUGAAGCGCUCCUGGUGGGGAGGGUGCUACAAAUACGGGAUGACCACAUUGGCUACGCUGAGACAACCAAUGAAAUACGAGCCAAACAAAAUGCUUCCAAUGAAGCACGAGCCGAGCAAAAUGAUU